Molecule: messenger RNA, 1963 nt
Organism: Pteronotus mesoamericanus
Lineage: Eukaryota; Metazoa; Chordata; Mammalia; Chiroptera; Mormoopidae
Gene: EVI2B
Product: ecotropic viral integration site 2B
Exons: 2
Coding region: 325-1656 (443 amino acids)
Biological process (GO): positive regulation of neutrophil differentiation; regulation of stem cell division
Source: RefSeq, a predicted model, not a curated record
UAUCUGUUGUCCCCCUUGCUGGAACAUUUUAUUUGCUUAAUUACAGACCUUUCAAGAUUCUGUUCAAGUUUUACCUCUCUGAGAAACGUUCCCUAAAGCCCUCUCAGGCUAGAAUAGUUGCUCUCUGUAUCUCCUGCAUACCUUUAUGAGCAAAUUCAUCAAAUCAUUAUCAUUACUAGUUUGUUUCUACAACUAGAAUCAUUUUUUUUUUUCUUUUUUGGUAUCUUCUAAAUCUAACACAGGGCCUGACACAAAGAUGACAUCUAUGAAUAAAUGAAUGAAAGCAGCAGUAGGACUACUUGACCAUCUAGGAAACAUUCUGAAAUGGAUCCCAAAUAUUUCAUCUUAAUUUUGUUUUGUGGACACCUGAACAAUACAUUUUUCUCAGCGAUAAAAGCAAUUACAACAGAGAAGCAACCACAGUCUCCUUUACUUAGCUCAUCAAUGCCAUAUGUCUUGGCUAAUUCUCAAAACUCAACAGGGAAUCCUUUGGGUCAACCAACACCAACUGCCAAAGGUUCUGCUGGACAACCAACAGCAGUUGCCUCUUCAGAAAAACCAGCAGCACAAACAUCUGCCAGACAACCACCUGUCUAUACCACCACCAGACAACCAACAUCAAUGGCCAAUACUGUCUCCCAACAAACAGCACAACCUGUGUUCACCCCUGGCAGACAACUACCAACCUUUGCCUACACUUCUACCAGACAAUCGCAACCAUCUGUCCAUACUUCUGUUCAACAACCACUACCUGUCCGGACCUCUCCGGGAAAGGCAGUACGACCAACUAUUCAAAAUGUACCUACACAACCAACAUCAGCUGACAAAAGGCCACCUGGGAUUACACCAGGAUUCAUCACAGAAGAUACCAGUAGCACACAAAUCCCACAUAAAACCGAUUCUAAUUAUAUAGCUGCCAUAAUAGUUGGAGUAAUUCUGGUUUCUAUGUUGGCAGUUAUAAUCAUCAUUUUAUUACGCAAGUGCGUGAGAAAACCAGUUGUAAAUGAUCAAAACUGGGCAGGUAGGUCUCCAUUUGCUGAUGGUGAAACCCCUGAUAUGUGUUUGGAUAACUUCAGAGAAAAUGAAGCAUCCACAAAACGUACAUCAAUUAUUUCACUUAUGGCCUGGAAAUCAAACAAAAGCACACUCUUAGCAGAUGACUUAGAAAUUAAGUUGUUUGAAUCAACUGAAAACAUUGACGAUUCCAACAAUUCCAAAACAGAGAAAAUAAAAGAUCAAGUAAAUGGUACAUCAGAGGACAGUGCUGGUGGAUCCACAAUUGGCACUGCUGUUUCUUCUUCAGAUGAGGCAGACCUGCCUCCACCACCUCCUCAGCUUCUCAAUUUGGAAGGACAGGAGAGUAACCAAUCUGACAAACCCACAGUAACAAUUUUAUCUCCUUCUCCAAGUGAUUCCACCAGCCUCCCCCCAACUCUGGACCAUCCCAGUCAACUUUGUGAAGAUCAUAAUUCUGAGCUCAAACAGUCAUUUCCACCUCCCCCCGACUCACUUGCCUUGCCCUUGCCCCCAGGAGAUUUUCUAAAAAACUUGGAAGAUUCCACCAAUGAGAUCCAAUGUCAGGAGAUCUCUAUUCUUCCUAAUGUGGAUCAAGAUCUCAGUGAAUCACUGCCACCCCCACCUGAAGAAUUGUUAUAAAUAUUACAGCUUGCUUUCUAGAGGGCUCUCUAUCUUUUGUUUUUCUUCAUAUGAUGAAAUACAUUAAAUGGCAACUAGUAGCUAAUUUUGAUUUUUAUUCAGGAGCUGCCUGAAAUAUGCUCAAAGCCCACGUGCAUAGGUGAAACUUAUUUUUUAAAAAAACAUGCAACAGUGAUCUAUUUACUGGCUAUAGCAUCUAGUUUUAAUGUAGAGUAUAUUUUACAUAUGCAGAUGGUAGGUAUGUGUGUCAAUAACUUAACCAUUUUGGAAAGAACCUACGUAUACUAGGUAUCACCCCAUAUAUUCC